Molecule: messenger RNA, 966 nt
Organism: Didymodactylos carnosus
Lineage: Eukaryota; Metazoa; Rotifera; Eurotatoria; Philodinida; Philodinidae
Source: the annotation of a GenBank genome assembly
AUGAAGCUCGCUUUUGGUGCAGUCUUGUUUUACAGCGUCGUAACAGCGUAUAGUGUCACAAUUCACUGGUCUGUACCAAGUAUUACCAGUUUUAAUGUCGACAUUUAUACAACCACUGACGAUGGCAUUUAUCCUGUAAUAAUUUUUAUGACCGGUUUCGAAGGUCUCGUUCCGGCUUCGUUCUAUUCAAAUCUAUUAACAAAAAUUGCUGAUCAAAAAAUUAUUGUUAUCGCUGUAAGUCAAAUACAAAAUAUAACAGCUGAGUAUGUUGAGAAAAAAUUUACCCAAUUUAUGGUAUUUAUUACGAAUCCAACGAAGGGGGCGAAAAAAUUGUUUAAAAAUAAUCCACUAACAAAAACUGUCAUACCUGACAUUGAAAAUCAAUUAGCAUUUCUUGCACAUUCAGCUGGAUGUCAUGUACUCACCUUGUAUUUAACUAAACGCUGUGGUACAAAAAAUGCUCAAGUAAAGCUUUUUGUUAUGAUGGAUCCCGUUGAUGGGUACGUCACUCAUCCUCCCGCAAAGUUAUCAUUCAAUACGUCUGUAUUGAUAAUGAGUACUGGCCUGGAUGCCAGAGCUGCGUACCCUGGAGAACCAGCAUGCGCACCCGACAGUAUGAGCAAUAAUCGAUUUUAUCAAUGUUUAUCAGGACCAAAAUGGCUAUUAAAUUUUACUAAUUAUGGCCAUGCUGAUAUGCUUGAUGAGCCGGCAAGAGUUGGCAAUAAUAUUAUUUGUUCAACAUGUUCACAGUUGCCUAUUGCGACUACGUGCAACUAUGAAAAAUUUAGACAAGAUGAAGCAAAUGCUAUUGUUAAUUUUACACAAGGGAUUUUGAAUGGUAUCAAUGGACAGCAACAAUUACAGUUCCUUCAACAACCACAACUCUAUUUCAGUAGUCGUGUAACAAUAAAACCGAAUAUACAAGAAGUCAAACCAUCAAAUGGUUUUUGUCAGCAUUAUCCAUAA